Molecule: messenger RNA, 801 nt
Organism: Monoraphidium neglectum
Lineage: Eukaryota; Viridiplantae; Chlorophyta; Chlorophyceae; Sphaeropleales; Selenastraceae
Exons: 5
Coding region: 1-801 (266 amino acids)
Source: RefSeq, a predicted model, not a curated record
AUGCAGCACCCCUCAGACGCAGCGGAGGUCGCCCUGACCUCCAUCGUGGACAUCGCGUCGCAGCAGCAGCUGGCCAUCGGCAAGCGGGAGGCACGGGAGCAGGCCGCCGCGCUCGCCACGGCGAGCGAGGAGAUCCGCAGGUGGAAGGCGGUCGCUGACGAGGCGCUGGCCGCCAAGGCGCGGCUGCUGGAGCGGUCGAGGGAGCUGGAGGUGCAGCGGGACGAGUCGAUGUCCAUCAACCGGGAGCUUCUGGCCGGCUACAAGCGGGUGGCCGGCGAGCUGCAGGAAGCUUCCGGGAAGGUGCGCGGCUACGAGGAGCAGCUGGUGGCGCUGAGGCAGCAGCUGCUCGAUCUGAGGAGCGCGCUGACCAGCCCGGAGGCGGUCGGGGACGGCGGCAGCGGCAACGGCGCCGGCCCCGGCGGGGACGGCAACGGCAAGCCCUGGUGGAAUGUGCUAGGUGGCACCGGCGGCGGCGCCGCUGGUGGCAGUGGGCGCAAGGAGGGCGGAGGAGGGGAGGCUUCUGGCGCGGCCGGGGCCGCCCAGGCGGUGCUGCAGCUGCUGCAGAUCAGCGGGCAGCUGGCGCGCGAGGCGGAGAGGGACGACGAGAGGAGGGCCUUUUUCAACGCCCGCACGCAAACCCCCGCCUUUCCCCCACUCGGCACCAACGGCCGCGGGGCGGGCGGCGGCGGCGGCGGCGACGGGGAGAGCGACGGCAGCGGCGGCGGCGGCGGCGGCGCUGCGGGGCCCGGCGAGGGUCGUGCGGCGGUGGGCGGCGGCGGUCUCUCCCCGGAGGACGCCUGA